AGAAUUUACGUGGUAGUCCUCGCAUGUGCAUGGGUGAAUCGUGUUGGAAUGAGUAACAAACGUUUCACAAUGAAUCCCUUCGGGGACUUGAAACUCACGACCGAAGACCGAGGCAAGCUUGUGGAUAUCGUGAAUACUCUCGUGCAAACCAGGUUCGAGCAGUACGAAGAGUAUCUGAACAGUAACAAGGACGUUGAUACGACUCGCUGGAAAAAGUUCAAAUCUUCGGGGCUCGUGACGACUUAUCUCGAGCGCAAGAAAUCGAGCUCGGAUGCGAAUUUACCGGAGAUGCUUAUGACCGGUCCUCUGAACGGUACCUUGGAUGAGAACAUGUUUGGUAUGGUCAACCCGACUCUUGAGUCGAUGCGAAUCAAGGCGUCGUAUCUCAAUGACUUCAGUGCUGCCGCCGUAUUGGCUAGCAUUGUCGAGCCAACGGAGGACGAGCCAUUCAACGCGAUAGUGGUCAAGUGGAUGGAGAUUGACAUACCCGGCGCGUCGAUUGGCAUCGUGCGCAAUCGCGACUACGUCUACGUGGAGAGCACGGGCAUCAUGCAUUUGAAGAAUGGGGACCGCGUCGGCUAUCACAUACUCCACUCUGUCAACUUUCCAGAAACACACGAGUUGCCGCACAAAAUUCGUGGCAAUAUGUCGCUGAGUGCGAUUUUUCACCAAGAAGGUCCUGACCGAACAGACUGUCGCGGUGCGGGUAUAAUGGACCCAAAGGGUGAUAUGAUCGGCAUGAUGGCGGUGACGGGGAUGGUUCAAGCAUGCAUGGCAGGCCUGAAAUACUCCUAUUGUGGCCAGAUGAAGAAGCUCGCGUGGAUGUUAGAGCAGAGGCAAAGUGAGCUAAGGGAGCGGGGUGCUCCAGUUCUGCAACCUGUGUGUGAGACGUGCUCGAAGCCGAUCAAGAGCUCGAAGCUUAGAGAGCUGGGUAAGUCGAGCACCACCUGCAAGCUGUGUUUUGGGGCACUGUGUGGUUCGUGUAAGGUUUCCAAGAAAUUGAGCUUUAUUUCCCCGGAUCUGGAGCUCAUCCGGCGGAAGGUGGCGUUUUGUGUCAAGUGUUUGCUUCAAGCAACUCGCCUGGACACUCUGAAAGCCGCUCGCCAACAGUUUGUUUACAAGGAACCUGUUUUCCCGAUUGCGUAUGGAUCUUUCGAGAUGAGCUUAAGCUCCGACACCUCUUCUUAA
Molecule: messenger RNA, 1188 nt
Organism: Phytophthora infestans T30-4
Lineage: Eukaryota; Oomycota; Peronosporomycetes; Peronosporales; Peronosporaceae
Exons: 1
Coding region: 70-1188 (372 amino acids)
Source: RefSeq, a predicted model, not a curated record